Nakaseomyces glabratus is the source of this 951-nucleotide messenger RNA. RefSeq names its product Hif1p (gene HIF1). NCBI's taxonomy places the organism in Eukaryota, Fungi, Ascomycota, Saccharomycetes, Saccharomycetales, Saccharomycetaceae. The record is from RefSeq and is a predicted model, not a curated record. Gene Ontology annotation, molecular function: protein binding.
AUGGACGAGUGCAGGGACAUUGCUAGGCGAUUGGACGAAGGCGAAGCUGCAGGAGAAGCUGCGGAUUGCGGUUUGCUGCUUAAGCUGGCGCGUGGAUUGAUACAGCAUGGUAUAGCCAACAGUGAUCUGUUUAACGGUAUGGAGGGAGGUGACGGUGAUGACGAUGACGAUGAUGAGCAAGGAGAAUACGAGGAUGAAGAAGGUGAUGAGGAUGGCGAUGAUGACAACGAGAACGACAACGACAACGCCAACGAUGUCGAUGUCGAUGUUGAUGACGAAGGAGAAGGUGUUGGUGCUCAGCCUACUGUGAACACCAAGUUUUACCAAUUUGAUCUUGAGGAAGAAGAAGAUCUUGAUGAUGACGAGGAAAGUGGAGCUGAGGAUGAAGAGGAAGAAUUCAGGUUCAGUGAUUAUGUAGACGGCGAUCCGUUUGAGAACGCGCUCGUAGUGCUACAACGUGGUGAAGAGAUAGCGCAAGGCGAGAUGUUGGUGGAUGUGUACAAGCUUAUGGGAGAGGCAUAUGCAGAGGUCGGUGCGGAAGAUGACAGCAUAAACUGUUACGAGAGGGCUAUCGAAGUAAUAGAGAGCCGUGAAUCUGGAGAGAGAGACCUCACCAAGCAGAUAGAAAUCCUGGAGAGGUUAUCACAAAACUUGAAACUGAGUGCUGAGGUCAGUGCCGACAAGAAACUAGAGAUCGCCAACAAGCUGAAAGGGUACUUAGAGAAGCAGUUAUCCCAAGACAAGGACGACGAGACAAAUUUGGCAAGAUUAGAAGAGGUGAAGCUGGAUAUACGAGAGAUCAAGAUGGAGAAAGAGAUGGAUCAAUCGGGGAACUCUAAGGAGCUUCUGAAGAACUUGAUCCUAACGCAGAUGGCAAAACUAGAUCCAUUGAAGGGCAAGCGUAAAGCUGUCAAUGAUCUAUCGGGAAUGAUAGUUAAAAAGAAAAAAUAG